Messenger RNA from Corythoichthys intestinalis (scribbled pipefish), 9057 nucleotides. RefSeq names its product CDK5 regulatory subunit associated protein 2 (gene cdk5rap2). The record is from RefSeq and is a predicted model, not a curated record. Gene Ontology annotation, molecular function: molecular adaptor activity. Gene Ontology annotation, cellular component: Golgi apparatus; centrosome. Gene Ontology annotation, biological process: centrosome cycle; regulation of Golgi organization; positive regulation of microtubule nucleation. NCBI's taxonomy places the organism in Eukaryota, Metazoa, Chordata, Actinopteri, Syngnathiformes, Syngnathidae. The coding region runs from base 569 to 8008 and encodes 2479 amino acids. The transcript is spliced from 41 exons.
AUUUGACUAAUAUUAUCUACAUGCAUGCACUUGUUUAUCUAUGUCACAAUUAAGAAUGAGAAAAGUGAGGAGAGAACAGUCAUAGUAUGCUGUUUUUUUUCUCAUCAAAUGAUUCAAAAAUACAUACUAUCGUGGCAUAUCGCUAUCGUGAUAUAAAAUAGCCCAUAAUGUGAUAAGGGAUUUUACCCAUAUCGCACACCACUACCCCUGAAAUAGCACAAAACCAGAGAAGUGAAACAUUGAAGCUGAAAUGUUCUCCGAUUCUGGACCGGCACACAUAUACUUGCUUUGCUACACCCGGGAGGAGCCGCUCAAGAAGUGGGUGGGCGGGCAACAGCCAUAACAAAGAUUACUACAGUAGCCUCAGAGGAUUUGACCUGAUCGGUUGCGUCGGAUGCGAGUGGAACAGAGGCAGGAGCGGGGAUUAUUUAAGGUUUAGGAUUUACAGCGCUCUGUAAUCAUUCAUUCUCUGCUUUGCUUCGCCAAAUGAUGGGACGGGAUCUUUAGGAAUGACUCUUUUGGGCCUCUUUUACGCGGACCAACCUGAUUCGCGUCAACCGAAGGCGGCAUGAAGGACUGUUGCCGUGUAUGUGGCGGGCGUCUGAUCGGGAACCAGUGUCGCUGGAUAUUCAGCUCGUCCGCCAAGAGGAAGCUACAGAUCAUUUUGUCACACGUGCUCGGCCGGGAGGUGACCCGCGACGGUCGCGGCGAGUUCCUCUGCGGGAAAUGCGUCUUCCAGCUAGAGAAGGUGAUACAGUGCGACGUGAACCUCAGCCAGCUGCAGGAACAGCACAACCACCAGGUGCAGAAACUACAAGCGGAGAAAGCGCACCUGAUUCAAUGCAUCAUCCACGUCUACAAAAAACACAACCCCGAAGAGGAAAGGAGCGAUGAGGAGAGUGUCCCUUCCAAGACUCCGCUUAGAUCGUCCGGGGCGGGCAGUUUCGACGACGAGGUCACGAGCCUCCUGCCAGAUGACGCGCAAUCGCCGAGAGAGAGCGGUGGCGGUCACCGCAUGAGAAGAUGCGUUAGUCUGGAUAGACUUGCGGGCAAAGGAGUGUUCCCGGUACGUUCCAGUCUCAAGAAAUGGAGGGCGGGAUCGGCCGUGGGACUGGACAGUCCCAUGAAGAACUUUACCUUGCGAGGAUCGCGUGGCAGCUCUCAGAGCAUGUAUCUAGACCUUGUACACUACAAGGGCACCUUUCCUCGAUCCGGAUUCAAGGGCCGAUCUGCAUCCCUGCAGUCUCUCAAUCGAGACUUUGAAACUCCGGAAUCCACGCCGCUUAAGAAAAAAAGCAGAGAAGCCACGGUCCUCAGGAACGCCGCCGUUGACGAUCCCAUCGGAAAGGGGCGAGCCAAAAUGCUCCUCCGCAGUUCCUCGUGCCAGCCCUCCGUGAUCUUUGACUUGAUACAGCUCCUGCGGUGCCUCGGCAGGAGGGGGCUUUCUGUCUCGGCCGGGAGCCGCAUCCCCGUCCUGAAGAAGUUCAGUGUCGUUCAUCCUCUCGUAUGUACCAAGCGUGUACGCAAAGAUGCUCGUUGGAAGUCUCUGCACGACCUAACGGAGGAAUUUGACGACCAAUACGCGCCCGCCACGGCGGAGAGCAAGAUUCAUCGACUGGAGUCUGUAAACAAGCUGCUCACUGAAGAACUUGCACAAGCAAAAAGCACCCGCGAGAAUCUGACAAAGAUGCUGGAAGAAACGCAGAAUGAAAGCAAGAUGCUGUCAGAAAGGCUGGAUGAGAAAGAGGGUGAACUCCUCGCAGAGAAGAAAAACGGCCUUAAAAGGGACAAAACCAUCCAAGGGCUCACACAGGUUCUCAAGGAAAAAGAGAAAGAGAUUUCGGAGUUAUGUCAUGAGAUCGAAGACCGAGAUGAUGCGCUCUCCAAAGCUCGUGAGACAGCGCACAAAGCCCAGAUGCAGAAAUAUCAGGGAGCAGAAGAGCACCAAACUCUAUUGAUGGCCAAGCAAAUGGAGCUAGUCCAGCUGCAGGGUGAGCACCACGGGAAGGUACUGGAAGCUCAAAAGCUGCAGCGGGCCCUGGAAAGGAGAGAACAGGAACUGGCUGACUUACAGCAGUCAAAGGAGCAGCUGGAGGUCGAGCUGGAGGAUCUUCAACAACAGAAAAAGAAGGGAGACAAAGCCCUAAAUGAUCUGAACAACCAACUGAAAAAGCUCAGUGGCGAGAUCGCAGAGCGGGAAAGUUCUCUUGAGCAGCAGUACCAGGAUCUGUUAGACCAAACCCAAAGAAAAGUCUUGGCGCACGAAGUCACCAUCCAGCGGUUAACAUCCACACUGGCUGACAAAGAGCAGCAGUUACUGGAGUACAUGAACACACUGAAAGAUUUGGAGCAAAACAAGACUCCGGCAGGAAAUGACGGCAUGCUCGCCAAGCUGCGCCAAAGGCUGAAAGAAAAGGAGCGAGCGCUGGAGCGAGCGCUGGACGAGAGGUUCGCGGCCAUCGAGGAGAAAGACAACCUAAUCCACCAGCUGCAGCUGUCGCUCAGGGAGAAAGAGAGAGACAUGGAGAGGCUCCAGAACUUGCUAUCGCACAACGAGGAAACUAUCAGCAGUUUUGAUAGCCUCAUUAAAGAGAAGGACGUGGAAGUGGAGCACCUCACCAACACGCUGAAGAACCUGCAAAGGGCCAAGCAAGAUGCGGAGGACAACCUGAACAGGUCGCUGCGGGAAAAAGACUCCAUCAUCAGCCAGCUGCGGCACUCUCUAGACACCAAGACCAAAGAUUUGGAGGAAAUGUCCGAAUCGGUGCUGAGCCAGUCGCAGAGUCAAGCGCGCGAUUUGGCUGAGCAGAUGAGCCAGAGGUUAAAGGUGAACGAGGCCAUGCUGGCCGAGGCGGUGAAAGCCAGGGAAAGGCUCGUUGCCGACAACGAGGGCGCCGUGGAAGGACUGCUGGCUACCAUUAGCAGCAAGGACCAGCUUAUUAAGGAGUCCGCCGAGCACUACAACCGCAUGCUCUCCGAACGUUCCCGUGAGAUUCAGGAGCUGAAGAGGCAGCUGUCUGAGCGGCAGCUCGAGCUUGUCGCCACGGCGGCCCAGAAGGACUCCUCGGAAAGCGACGAGCUUCGAAAGCUCCUGGAUAAAAAAGACAGCCUCAUUGACCAGCUUCUCCAGCGCGGGCAGGAGACGGAGCACCAUAAGGAACCAGAUUACGUGCUGGAUCUCAGACAAACCAUCCAGAUCAUGCAGGAGAAGUUAGACGAGCGAGAAGGCUCACUUUCCAGGAGGAACAGCGACGACAGCAUGGAGAACAUUCCACUCUCCAAGAAGACUUUUGUGGUCCUUAAGAAAGAAUUGGCACAGAAAACAGAAGCUCUCAACAAGGCACUGAAACGGGAAAAUGAACUGAAGAUGGCUUUGGCCGAGCUUCAGUCGUCACUAUCGGAGCUGGAGGGGCGCAGCGAAGGUCAGGCCGCCAAUAUUGAGUCCCUGACUGCCACUCUGGAGACCAAAGAUGAAAUUAUCCAUGAUCUCCAGCAACGCCUCGGCCAGCCGGGACACCAGGUCCGAGAUGGCGGCAGUACGGACCGAUCGCCUUCAGGACUUCCUCAAAGAGAGAGGACCGUGAUCGGUGGGGACAGCCAGCCAGAGGUGUUCCCCGGCUUGACGGCUUUGCAGCAAGAGCACGAGGCGCUGAACAAAGCUCUGAGGGCCGAGCAGCAGCUCUACUCCAGUCUGGUCAGGACUGUGAAAGAACAGGACAGCGCCCAACGUCUCCAUGCGCUGCAGCUGGAACUGACGGCGGUGCAGCUUCUCCGGCAGCAGCUGGAGGACGGCGUGAAAGCCAACGAGGAACUCAGGGAUGACUUGGAUAGAGAACUAGACAGAGCCAAAGCCAGAGAAGGUGCCAGUGGCGUCGACCCCAAAGAACUGGAGAGCGUGCGGCACCAGCUGGAAGAUACCCAGCGCUGGAAUGCCUCUCUACAAGCCCGCUUGGGGGCCAUCCAGAACCGCGGCGGCGGCGUGGGCGGGACCAACGACUGCGGUGACACUCUAAGUUUCAUCGGAGACCAGACCUCAUACAUGAGUAUCUGUGUGGGCGAGGGGCACGAUGAUGAGAUUUCUCCGCAGAAGGUACUCGAGCUGCGGGACUGUAUCAGCAGGCUCCAAGCUCUCAACAUGGAGCUCCAAAGCAAAGUGGCAGCACUGGAGAAGGCCGACCAAGAAGACAAAAACACAGCCCUCGCUCGUCCAUGGAAACAGCAGCCGGACACCGACUGCCGGACGCCAAACUCUCAAGACCGAGCCUGCCAGACGGACGUCCCGCCAGGGCAGUCCGGAGGUAACGAUAGUGUGGACAGUGGUCUGGGCCAAAGCCGAGAGCACGCUCAGUGUGCCAUUGCAGAGGUCGAGUCUUUGAAAUGUCUGCUGGCUGACACUAGUGCUGCUUCACUCCUACGCCUCAGAGAGGCGGUCCUCAAGCUACUGAUGGAAAACGGUCAACUGCCAAAGGAAGAAAAGUCCAGUGGCCAGUGCAAAGAGAAGGGAAGCACAGAAGCGUCCGGGAACGGCAGCGUUCAGUCGGGACGCAGCCGGGAAACUGGAGAAAAGCGCAAAGACGCUACAGAUCGGACUUUCCUGGCCAACGCAUCGGAAGCAGAAUUGCUUGAAAACGGGCAGCGCAGCAAGAUUUCAAAGCGCAGGGCCUCCGCCGUCCGGUCCCGCUUGCCUGUUCCAAUCGGGCUGAGAACGGAAGCUUGUCGCGCGGGCCUGGCCCAAUCUGCUCUUUUGACCCAGCUGGAGCUCCUCCACCAGGAAUGCCAGGAGAAGGAGGAAUUGAUCAACAAGCUAAGUGAGCGCUUGGCUGACCUGGAAGAACUCCAGAACAAAGAGCCACUCGACAGCGAGUGCACGGACGCUGCUGAGUCCACCGUCGCACAGUCUGCUUCUGUGGACUGCCGAAGCAGAUUUGUUUGUUUGCAGAAAGAGGAUCUCAAAAAGCAACUUGGGCAGAUUUUCAAGUUGGCAGAGAAGCACUUCCAAGAGGCAGAAAUCAAAGAUCUGCUUCUGGAAAUAGAUGCGGUGAACGCUGCAUUACACAGAAGAGGUUCAGAGGACGCACGGAACAUCUCUACGCAGACGGCGUUGGAAUCUCUCGCUGAGAAACGAAAGAAUCCGCAAGGGGAAGAAGGAACUUCGGAUCUCGUCUCAACUCUGGAGAUGACCAAAGUUCUUGCUCGAUGCCUGAACUCGGCGGAAUCUCUCAUUGCUUCUCUGGCAGCGGCCUGUAAGAGUAGCGACUCAUUCGCCGACCUCGACUUACGGGAACAUUUGGACAAUCUCCAAGGAGCGCUGCGAGAGCGACGAGAGUUGGAGCGUUGGUCUCAAACCUCUCGGCAGAGUGAUCGCUGUGAGGAGAUUCCCCGCUCAGAUCUACGUGGCGAUCUGGGAUUCCUCUGUGAGGUCCUCGCCGAGCGCUCUCGGAAAAUUUGCGAGCUCCGAGCCUCCCUGUGGGAGGAGAGGGAGGCCCGUGCCGCGCUACCGGACGCUCAGGGAUUAGCACCGAGUGUUCAGGCUCAGCUGGAGGCUCUGCACAAGGCGCUGAGGGAGAAGAAAAAAGCCUGCGAAAACCCAGAAGAGAAACCCGCCGCCGCCGCGUCGCCGAACGACACGGCUCGCAAAGCUCUGGAUCAGGAUGACAAAGGCGUGCAGGUGGAUUUGCAAGACCUGGGUUACGAAACCACGUGCAAGAGUGAGAACGAUAGGGAAGAGAGCAGUAGCACAGACCUUGACGUUUGCGUCAAAGCGAGCGGAAGCGCUUCCGAUAUCCCUUCACUGCCGAUUCACGAGCAGGCGCGCUUUUCCCCCGGUGCCGGUGAACAUCUGGACUCCUCCAGCUCCGGCACUCCGUACCCGAGUUCCCCCACCUUGAGCUCAGCCAAGGUCAGUCUGAGAAGCCCGCAGACUUCUGAGGAAUACGGUCUCUCCGAGGACCGGGCGAGAGCGCGGGUGCCGAAGGUCCAGAUCCAAAGAAACCGUAUGGACCCGGCGGCUGGCCACCCGUCGAGCAUCGGAGACGGGACGCAAAGACGUCACACUCGAGAGAAAGAAGACGAGGGAGAGGACGGUGAUGUGAGGAGUGAGGCGGAAAGGAUUCAGUUACAGCACGCUCGCAGCCGUUCUACAUCGCCUGCCAGUUUGGACUCCCUCGUGCAGUCACAGGCCCGGGAACUGUCGCGACUCCGUCAACAAAUUAAGGAGAGCCGGCGGCUGGGGGGCCCGCACCGUCGACAGCUGGCGGAGCUGAGCGCAGCCUUGCGAGAGCUGGUCAAGGCCGGCCCGGUGGACUGCUACGUGGGCCACCAAGCGGUCAAAGAGCAGCUGGACAGGAGUCUGAGAAUCCUGGAUCGACUGGAGGGACGACUGGACGAAGGAAUGACUCGUCAGGAUGUUGAAGACGUGGCAGCUCUGGAACUUUCUCGCAGAUUGUCCAAAGAACUGCAGGGGAAAAACCGUCUCAUCGAGAACCUGCGGGCUCAAGUCCGAGUCCAGACUCCCGGGAGCCCCUGCGGCCCUUGCUCCGAUGCGUACCUCUCGGAUAAGGACUCCUGCGGCGGCGGCAGCCCACCUACGCAAGGGGGAGGAGUGGAGGCCGAGCGCACGUCGGACUUGCUGAGGGAGAACAGACUUCUUGGCGAGCGGUUGAAGAACAGCGAGCAGCUCAAUGCUAGCUUGCGCGGCGAGCUGGACGUGCACCUUUCUGUCAUGUCCCGCGCUUCCUCGACGCAAGAGGACGGACGUUCGGCGCCGACGCUUAAUUCGGAGCUACUGGCUGAGCACCUGGAGGAGAUCCGAGCUCUGAGGCGGCGCCUUGAGGAGAGUAUUUGCACCAACGACCGCCUCAGGGAGCAGCUAGAGAGGCGGCUCGCCGAGGUGGAACAAGACACAGCGGCCACCAACAUAUUCAUCCACGGCAACGAGGAUCAAGGCCAGCUGGUGAAGGAGGUACACUUCCUGCGGGGUCAGAACCAAGCUCUAAAGGAGCAGCUCAUCCUGGAGUCUAAAGACAAAGAGCGGGACGACGAGCGGCUGCGGGACAACCUGGCCAGGUGCGCGGCCAAGUUGGAGCAGAGCGAGAAGGAGAGCGACCUCCUGAGGCGCGAGAACGCGGGACUGCGGGAAAAGCUGGAGCUGGGCGGCCAAGAGAAGGCCGGCCUGCUCCGCUCGCUGCGCGGUUUGCAGUGCGAGGUGAAGCUCCAACGGCAGCAAAUGACCGACUCGCAGCGCCUCCUGCGGUCGCUGCGCGUGGAGCUGCAAGUUCAUGCCAAGAUGGAGGCGGAGAAUCAAAAACCCGGUUCGGACGCGGGCGACCUAGCCGGGCUUCUGUCGGAGAUUCGCCAACUGCGGACGGAGCUGGAGAGGAGCAUCCGUGCCAACGCGGCGUUGCGCCAGAAGCCGGAGGAGCGGUCGGGAAGGGUCGACCCGGUGGCUGACGACGACGGCUCCGGCGAGAGCGCUCCUUCCCGCCUGGUGCCGGGCCACCGCCUGUGGGCCGACCGCAACGGGCGCCACGUCCUGGCGCUGGUGGAGGACUACGACGCGCUCCGUGGGCGCAUCUCGGAAGGGCGACGGUUGGCGUGCGGCCUGGACAGCGAGGCGGCGGACGAGGAGAGCGACGUGAGCGCCCUGCGUCAAGUUCUGGACGAGGCCGCCCGCCUGCUCAAGCUACCGUGGAGGGUCUCGCUGCCGGCGGGGUUCCACGACCGACAGGAUCAUCUGAAGAAGGAGAUAUCGCGUCUGAAGAGCCGACUGUCGCAACAGGAGAGGAUGCUAAGCGGCGCCGUCAAACGUCUGCGGACCACCAACCAGCUCAAGGAGGGCAUGGAGAGGGUCAUCAUCGAUCAGCUGUCCCUGACGCACGGCGUGUUGAAGAAAGCCCGCGGAAACUUGGAAAGAAGUCACUCUUACCACUUCGGGCCAAGCGGAGGACAUGGAGGUGCCUUUAAAUGGACAAUAGGGGGCGUUGAAGUUUACUCGUCAGAUGAGCCGUGAUCACGUUUCCCAUCAGCAUUUUUCUACUUAUUUGUACAAAAGUAAUUUUGAGGUACUGUUGUCUUUUACCCAAGUGUGUAUAUUUUGUUUGACUGUCAUGUUGAUUGCAGUUAAAAAAGUUUUAAACCUGAAUCCAGAAACAUGUCUUUAUUAACAUCGGCGUUAUAAAAACAAAAAAAGCACAAUUCCGUCACAUCGGCACUUGAACGCGACCUAUAAAAUUAGGCCGAAGUUUUCAUCGCUGCAGCAGUCGCACGAAGGCUUGCGCCAGCUGGAUGAUGGGUUCCUGGCCCUCGUGGGUGCCCUUGGAGCCCGGCGUAGGUGGCUUUGCCUGCGCAGGGGACGCCGGAGAUCCUCGCCGGAAAUGUCGUGACAGGCUGGACAGAAGAGUGCUCUGCAGACGGAGGGGAAAAAAAUCAGCUGUGAGGCCAUUUUCAGCAGCGGCGAAUCCUCACCAGCUCCGAGCAAAGUUCCUGCUUGAGCCGCUGCUUGUCUCGCGGCGGGAUGGCAUUAUCUUUUAGGCAGCGCAAGGCCUGAGAGACCAAAAUGUAGAAGCAGUUCUCCAUGGUAAACAUCAGCAAGGACCUCCAAAAAAACAAAGACAAACUUUUUAAAAUGAACACUGAAACACAAAGUGUGUGCUAUGAAAUGGUGAAAACUUGCAUGUCAUUUUACACAUUGAAAAUUUUGGCACUCAAAUCUGGCCGUUUUUUACCAUGUCAUACUUAUUACGCCCACUCAUAGACUUCAUAAUGGUAUUGACGGGUUAGAUCGGUCAUGCACUGCGCCUCGCCUUAAAGUAGGGGGCCACCUACAUCAAGAGGAGCUAUUCACAAACACGCACGAUCUAACACCGGAUUUCUGUUGAAAAAGUACAAAAGCUUUACCGCAUACAAACAGGAAGGAUUGUCUCAGAAGUGAUUUGUUCGAGGAUUCAAGGUAAUUGUUAUAUUUUUGCACCAUGCAUGCAUUUGUAACUGCACUUUUUUUUUUUUUUUUGCUUUUUAACCAAGAAUAAAGACAUUUACAUCCAUAUCUAUAAAGAAUUC